Molecule: messenger RNA, 1437 nt
Organism: Callithrix jacchus (white-tufted-ear marmoset)
Lineage: Eukaryota; Metazoa; Chordata; Mammalia; Primates; Cebidae
Source: RefSeq, a predicted model, not a curated record
AUGGGGGCUUCCAUUUUCUUUCCCUUCAUGCUCCUGGCCGUGUUCUCAGCAUCUUCAACCCAGAUUUUAAAUACCAGUGUUUUCAAACAAGAUGAGAAUUCAGAACCUGCACAUAUUCUGGAGAAAAAAAAUGAAGCUAACCACCUAGGAGGACAAAGGGAUUCUAAUAAGCAAGGAGGUAGUUAUGCACAAGGAAAUCCAGGAACAUUUAGUCUUCAAGGACAACCAGGAUAUUUUAACAAGCUAGGGAAACAAAUGAAUUUUAAGCAAGAAAGACCAGGAGUUUUGAACCAGCCUGGGAUUUUAAAGAAUUCAGGAAAAUCUAACCAAAAAGGGAACCCAGAAUCUUCUAAUAGGCAAGAAAAAGCAGGAUCUUCUAGCAAACUAGGGGAACCAGUAUUUUCUACCCAUCAGAGAAAUCCAGGGUCAUUUAGCCAGGAAGUGAUGGUGGAGUCAUCUAGCCAACAGGGGAAGCCAGGAUCAGCUAGCCAACAAGGGAAUCUAGGGUCAUCUACCCAGAAAGGGAAUUUAGGAUCUUCUAGUCAACAAGGGCAUCUAGGGUUAUCUAGUCAUCAAGGGAAACCAGAGUCAUCUAGCCAGCAAGGGAAGCCUGGAUCAUCUAGCCAAGAAGGAAAUCUAGGAUCUUCUAGCCAACAGGGGAAGCCAGGGUCAUCUAGCCAACAAGGAAACGUGGGAUCUUCUAGCCAACAGGGGAAACCAGGGUCUUUGAGCCAUCAAGGGAAGCCAGGGUCAUCUAGCCAACAAGAAAAUCUAGGAUCUUCUAGCCAACAAGGAAAACCAGGGUCUUCUAGCCAUCAAGGGAAGCCGGGGUCAUCUAGCCAACAGGGGAAGCCAGGGGCAUCUAGCCAACAGGGGAAGCCAGGGUCAUCUAGUCAACAGGGGAAGCCAGGGGCAUCUAGCCAACAAGGGAAGCCAGGGGCAUCUACUCAACAAGGAAAUCUGGGGUCAUGUAGCCAGCAAGGAGAUCUAGGAUCUUGUAAUCAACAGGGGAAGCCAGGGACAUCUAGCCAGCAAGAAAAUAUAGGGUCAUCUGGCCAGGAAUGGAAGCCAGGGUCAUCUAGCCAACAAAGAAAAUUAAGGUCACUUUACAACCAUCAACAAAGAAAAAAUAUCGACAACACUUUGAAUGACAAUAUAACGGACUUUCAGGGCAGGUCCAGAGAUGUCAUCCAAGAGCCAAGGCCUAUAAUUGGAGACCCUCAGAGCCUGGUUGGUGGUCUAUACCCCUGUGACCAAGCUGAUACUAAGACUGGCAGUGCCAGCAGCAAGAACUCAACAAGAAAAACAAAAUGUCUAUCUGUCUACAAACCAGUCUGUGCUUCUGAUGGGAAAACCUAUGGUAACCAUUGCAUACUUAAUGAAGCAAAGAGGUUGAGUAAUGGAAAACUGAGUUUGAACCAUGAGGGAGAAUGCUAA